CCAGUAGUUUGGAGACAGCAAGAAAAGAACAGAAGUGGGGCCUCAUCCUUCGAUUUUCAACACAAGAGAAAAAGAGGAAUUGUUCUUCAGCAAGUUGUGAAAAUAAAUCCAUAAUAUUUUAUGUUUAGGAGUUUGGACACCCAGGUACACCAUCCAGCCUCUCCUCAGUGUGUUUUGCAAACAUUGCGAGAGAACCCUCUGUGUGGGGGCAAUUGAAUUGUCUUCUGCCUUGCCUGGUGUAAGCUGUGAGGUGCCCGAGUCUCAUUUGGCUUGAAAUUGUUUGCUUUUGUUUUCCAUCCUCACCAGCAGAAGCCAUGGAUCACACACUGAAGUGGGGGACACUCCCACCCAAGCGCCCAUACCUCAAGCCCUUUCAGUUCUUGGUGCUGGCCGGUCUUUUUUACUUCUGUUCAGGCGUCAUCCAGGUGACCAAAACAGUGAAAGAAGCAGCAAUGCUAUCCUGUGAUUACAACAUAUCCACUGAAGAACUGAAGAGAGUUCGCAUCUACUGGCAAAAGGAUAAUGAAAUGGUGCUGGCUGUCAUGUCUGGAAAAGUGAAGGUGUGGCCCAAGUACGAGAACCGCACCAUCACUGAUGUCACCAAUAACCUCUGCAUUGUGAUCCUGGCUCUGCGCCUGUCGGACAAUGGCACCUACACCUGUGUUAUUCAGAAGGCUGAGAAAGGGUCUUACAAACUGGAGCACCUGACUUCGGUGAAGUUAAUGGUCAGAGCUGACUUCCCUGUCCCUAGUAUAACUGAUCUUGGAAAUCCAUCUCCUAACAUCAGAAGGAUAAUUUGCUCAACCUCUGGAGGUUUUCCAAAGCCUCACCUUUCCUGGUUGGAAAAUGGAGAAGAAUUAAAUGCUACCAAUACAACACUUUCCCAGGAUCCUGAAACUGAGCUCUACACGAUUAGCAGUGAACUGGAUUUCAAUAUGACAAGCAACCACAGCUUCGCGUGUCUUGUCAAGUAUGGAGGCUUAACAGUGUCACAGACCUUCAACUGGCAAAAAUCAGCCAAACCAGCCCCUUCUGCUAAUCAGCUCCUGCUCUGGGCCAUUAUUAUCCCAGUCUCAGCAUGUGGGAUUUCUGUGAUCAUUGCAGUAACAUUAACAUGCCUGUCCUGCAGACAUGCUGCAAGGUGGAGACAGAGAAGGAGGAAUAAGGAGAGCAUGGAAAUGGAAAUGAUCCCCAUCUACAUAGGAUCUGUGGAAGGAUUGGGCUGACCAGAACACCUCGAGGUAUCUUCUCUACCAGUGUGGGAUAUGUGAGGUCUUGUGCUCGUGAACACAGG
Balaenoptera musculus (blue whale) is the source of this 1294-nucleotide messenger RNA. RefSeq names its product CD80 molecule (gene CD80). Lineage: Eukaryota; Metazoa; Chordata; Mammalia; Artiodactyla; Balaenopteridae. The record is from RefSeq and is a predicted model, not a curated record. Gene Ontology annotation, cellular component: external side of plasma membrane. Gene Ontology annotation, molecular function: coreceptor activity. Gene Ontology annotation, biological process: cell surface receptor signaling pathway; T cell costimulation; negative regulation of T cell proliferation.